Molecule: messenger RNA, 1002 nt
Organism: Adineta steineri
Lineage: Eukaryota; Metazoa; Rotifera; Eurotatoria; Adinetida; Adinetidae
Source: the annotation of a GenBank genome assembly
AUGGCCGUUCGCAUUGUGUCAUACAAUAUUUUAGUACCUAUUUUGGCUAAUCGACCUGAUCAUUACACCAAAUGUCAACCUGAAUUUCUUCAAACUGAACAUCGCUGGAACUUAAUUCAAUCUCAAUUAGAACAAGAAAUUGUUCAGCAUAAAAAUACGAUUAUUUGCAUACAAGAACUAUCUCUUCCUAUUUUACCUAAACUUGAAUUAUUUUUUCGUCGAUUAAAUUAUACAUUCUUUCAAAAUUUAUACGAAGAACAAUGCAAAGAUUAUAUGGGUAUAGGUAUAGCAAUUCCUAUUUCGAUGCAACUCAACUCUAUUUCUAUUAUCAAAAUUGGUGAUCAUAUAAGAUCAUUUAGUAAGUUGCACAACAAAGAAACAAAUCUGUUUACAUGGGGAUGGAAUAUAUAUCAGUCUGCUAUAAGUAAAUUCAUACAACCUAUAUCGGAUCCUUGGGAAAUUGCUAUGACUAGACGCAAUACACUGAUUUUUUUACAAGUUGUAAUCGAUGGUAAAGUAUUGUGUGUUGGCUGUUAUCAUAUGCCUUGUCGUUACAAAGAACCUGAUGUGAUGGCUAUUCAUUCUUCGAUAGUAAAAGAUUUAAUGUUUGAAUUGUCAACUGGAAAAGAUUUUAUUCUUGCUGGCGAUUUCAAUCUGAAACCAUGCGAUAUUUGUUAUCGUGCUUUAACCGAAAAAGAUUAUGCCGAUUGUAUUUUACCAAAAUCUGAUAUUUAUGAAAUUUCAUAUCAACGAAAUGCUGGCCAAGUAUUGAAGAGUGCCUAUCGAGAAAAGAAUGGAGUUGAACCUAUUUAUACAGAUUUUUCACAUACACCACACUCACCAAACUUUUGUGAAACACUUGAUUAUAUUUUUUUUAAUGGUCGUCUUGCAGUGAAAGAUAUAUUAGAGCUGCCAGAUCAUCCUACAAGUGAAUCUUACCCAGAUCAAACACAUCCUUCCGAUCAUUUGAUGAUCGCAGCAACUUUCGAACUAUUAUCAUAA